AUGAAUCUGGGAGAGGGCUCGGUUACUCGAGCCGAACUGAUGGGCAUUAUUCAGGGUUUGCAAUGCGCGUGGGAGCUUGGAGUUAGGAAAGCAGUCCUCCAAACGGACUCAAAGGCGGCGGUGGAGCUCAUAAGUUCUGCUAGCUCACUUCAUCCCCACUACCAGCUUGUGCUUCAAGUGCGAAGAUUGAGAGAGCGACAAUGGGAAACUGAAAUUGAGCAUGUCUUUCGGGAGGGGAACGUCGCGGCUGACUUCUUGGCGUCAACGGGGCACUCCCUGCCCUUGGGAGUUCACUUGAUUUCGAUCCCGUCUCCUCUUCUUAAUUUCUGGUUGCUGUACGACCUGGAGGGGAAUCAAAGCCCCAGGCUCAUUUCUAGUGGAUAG
This is a messenger RNA of Linum tenue, 384 nucleotides long. The record is from the annotation of a GenBank genome assembly. NCBI's taxonomy places the organism in Eukaryota, Viridiplantae, Streptophyta, Magnoliopsida, Malpighiales, Linaceae.